AUGUACCAAAAUGCUUGUGGAGCCGCAGCUGCCAGUGCCGGGGGUUGUGUAGAAACUGAUAGAGAAUGCCACAGCUUAAUAUCCAAGGAACCUACAAUACCAGCAGUAGAACAUGACUAUAGUGGUUUUGAUAUUGUUAAAGCUACACAGUAUGGAGCUCUUGCCAGGGUAAAAGAACUUAUAGAAGCUGGAUAUGAUGUUAAUGAAAGAGACCCAGAAAAUGUUACUUUAUUGCAUUGGGCUUCAAUUAACAACAGAAAAGAGAUUAUGUCUUUAUUUAUUGAUAAAGGCGCUGAAGUAGAUGCUAUAGGUGGUGAAUUACAAGCUACACCUUUACAUUGGGCUACACGCCAAGGCCAUCUAGAUGCUGCCGUCUUAUUAAUGAAUGCUGGAGCAGAUCCAACAUUAAGAGAUGCAGAAGGAUGUUCUUGUAUACAUUUAGCGGCACAAUUUGGACAUACAGCUUUGGUUGCAUAUUUUGUCGCCAGAGGAGUUAGCCCUGAUCUAGUGGACAGAGUUGGUAUGACACCUUUAAUGUGGGCAGUUUGGAAAAUCUGUAGUUUGGAUCCCACAAGGUUGUUAUUGACAUUAGGAGCUUCAACUAAUUUAACUGAUCAACAAGGCAAUACUGCACUACAUUGGGCAAUUUUAGCUAGAAAUACAACAGCAAUAUCUACAUUAAUUCUACAGACAAUAAUUGAGUUAGCUGAACGAGGUCCUGGAGGUUUUGAACCAUCCUCAUUUUGUUCAGCAUGCCUAGUAAGAAGGCCGUUAAGAUCAAAACAUUGUGCUGUAUGUAACCAUUGCGUUGCCAGAUUCGAUCACCAUUGUCCGUGGGUAGCCAACUGCAUAGGAGCCAAAAACCAUAAACACUUUAUCGGGUUUUUGGCAAGUUUGGUUAUAAUGUGUCUUCAAUUAUUAUAUGGAUCAGUUAAAUAUUGGCAGAAUGCUCCAGAUUGCAAUAUAACUUCAACCAGUGAUAGUUUUUGGAAGUCAGUUGUAACAAUAGGACAAUGCAAUACUUGGGUUGCAUGGGUGGCUGUAAACGCAUUGUUCCACUCCAUCUGGGUUUUUAUGUUAUUUGUUUGUCAGAUGUAUCAGAUAACGUGUCUCGGUAUGACUACAAACGAGAGAAUGAACCGAGGACGAUACGCACAUUUCAUAUCAAACGGAGGAAAGAGUCCUUUUACGAAGGGACCCCUCAUGAAUCUUAUUGAGUUUUUCGAAUGUUCUUGUUUUGGCAUUGCGAAACCAGAACAGAAAGAUUGGCUGACGAGUUUCAGUUUGGAUAAAAACAUAGAACAACAACCUCUUCUUAGACAUAAAGACACUUUUCAAUAUGUAUAA
Diabrotica balteata is the source of this 1347-nucleotide messenger RNA. The record is from the annotation of a GenBank genome assembly. Lineage: Eukaryota; Metazoa; Arthropoda; Insecta; Coleoptera; Chrysomelidae.